AAUUUAAAUAUAUAUAUAAUAUAUAAAUAUAAAUAUAUAAAAAUAAAAUAAAAUAAUAAAAGAAUAAGGAAAAAGGAAAAAGAAAAGUCAAAGAGAAAGAUAAAGAAAGAAAAAUAAAAGUGUAUUAUGGCCGACCAAGAAACUCAUGCAAACAAUGUUGCCCAAGCAGAACAACAACCUACACAAUCUGUAGCUGUCGAAAAUGCUUCAAUUGAAGAAGGAAAGACUAAUGAUCAAGAGAAUGACUCAAUGAAAACUGUGUUCCAUGACCGUGAACAUUACAAUGUCAAGCAUCCUCUCCAGAACACAUGGACUCUCUGGUUCGAUAAUCCUGGAAAGAAGGCCAAUGUUACUUCAUGGUCGCAGAACCUCAACGAAGUUGUUUCUGUUAGCACUGUUGAGGAUUUCUGGGGUGUGUACAACAACGUAGCUAAAGUGAACCACCUUGAGAUCAGCUCAAACUAUCAUUUCUUCAAGAAGGGUGUUCGCCCAGAGUGGGAAGAUCCUGCCAACUCCAAGGGUGGAAUGUUCAGUAUUCAGUUGCCCAGAAACCGUACUGGAGAGGGAGUUAAUGAAUAUUGGCUGCAAAUGCUUUUGGCUGUGAUUGGUGAGCAAUACAAGUACGAGGAUGAAAUCUGUGGUGCGGUAGUAUCGGUGCGAAAAGUUUUCUACCGAAUUGCCUUGUGGAUAAAGACAUCAGACAACGGAGAUAUAGUAAAGACGAUCGGAACUCAAAUUAAAGAGUUUUUGAGCGUUCCCAGCAACAUAAAAGUUGAAUUUACACCUCACGGAGAUUCUGCAACAAAGAGCUCACCCAACAGGAGAAUCAUUUAAUUCACGGGUUUUUUUUUUGAAGAAGACAAACUGUAUAUAUAUAUAUACAUAUACAUACAUACAUAUAUAAAAAGUAUUUCAAAGGAACAACUUGAAAACAUAAAAUAUCCGUAUAGUCUUUCUAUUUUGGUAUAUAUAUAUAUAAAAACUACAGUGUUACAAUGUAAUAGUUUAAACUUCUAUUGAUGUGUAUAAAAGAGAGGCUGUAAAAGACAUAGAAACCUUUUUUUUUGUAAUUAAUAAAGCUGCAGUAAUAGACAUUAUUAUUAUU
Molecule: messenger RNA, 1105 nt
Organism: Phycomyces blakesleeanus NRRL 1555(-)
Lineage: Eukaryota; Fungi; Mucoromycota; Mucoromycetes; Mucorales; Phycomycetaceae
Exons: 4
Coding region: 127-834 (235 amino acids)
Biological process (GO): translational initiation
Cellular component (GO): eukaryotic translation initiation factor 4F complex
Molecular function (GO): RNA 7-methylguanosine cap binding; translation initiation factor activity
Source: RefSeq, a predicted model, not a curated record